AUGCCCAGAGCCUUCCUCGUGAAGAGACGGAGCCCACUGCCUGCCAGCCGCAGCUGGGACGAGCUGCCGGACGAGGAGCGGGCGGACACCUAUGUCCCAGGACAAAUGAGGUGUUUUCUCCAGUAUCGCAAUGAGGACAGCUGCAGCUUGGAGAGCACCAGCAGCCGGGACACAGAGGCCACGAACGCCUCCGCACCCGAGUUUUCGGUGGAAGAGACACUUGUAGACGUGGCUGUGAGCCACCCUACUGCCAGGUCCAAAAUCAAGUUCACCACCGGCACCUGCGGGGACGUCUCGGGGCACCACUGCGAGCUGUGCGGCAAAGGCUUCCGCCUGCAGCGCAUGCUUAACCGCCACAUCAAGUGCCACAGCCAGGUGAAGCGACACCUGUGCACCUUCUGCGGGAAAGGAUUCAACGAUGCCUUUGACCUGAAGAGACACGUCAGGACACACACAGGAAUUCGCCCUUACAAGUGUGAGAUUUGCAACAAGGCCUUCACUCAGCGUUGCUCUUUGGAAUCACACCUCAAAAAGAUCCACGGGGUGCAGCAGCAGUAUGCGUACAAGGAGCGGAGAGAUAAACUGUAUGUGUGCGAAGAUUGUGGGUACACGGGCCCAACGCAAGAGGACUUGUACGUACAUGUCAGUAACGUUCACCCAGCAAGCGCCUUUCUGAAGAAAACCUCAAAAAAACUUGCAGCCGUUUUGAAAAACAAGCUGACGCCUCCCACAGAGAUGACCUGCAACGCAAGCGAGAAGGAACAGGAGCGCUGCGCUGGACUGUAG
Varanus komodoensis (Komodo dragon) is the source of this 786-nucleotide messenger RNA. It is a transcript of the gene OVOL2, whose product is annotated as ovo like zinc finger 2. Gene Ontology annotation, molecular function: DNA-binding transcription factor activity, RNA polymerase II-specific; RNA polymerase II cis-regulatory region sequence-specific DNA binding. Gene Ontology annotation, biological process: regulation of transcription by RNA polymerase II; epidermal cell differentiation. Bases 1 to 786 code for a protein of 261 amino acids. The transcript has 4 exons. The record is from RefSeq and is a predicted model, not a curated record. Lineage: Eukaryota; Metazoa; Chordata; Lepidosauria; Squamata; Varanidae. Gene Ontology annotation, cellular component: nucleus.